Messenger RNA from Vanessa atalanta (red admiral), 6328 nucleotides. It is a transcript of the gene sws, whose product is annotated as neuropathy target esterase sws. The transcript has 30 exons. The coding region runs from base 125 to 4048 and encodes 1307 amino acids. The record is from RefSeq and is a predicted model, not a curated record. Gene Ontology annotation, molecular function: phosphatidylcholine lysophospholipase A1 activity. Gene Ontology annotation, biological process: phosphatidylcholine metabolic process. NCBI's taxonomy places the organism in Eukaryota, Metazoa, Arthropoda, Insecta, Lepidoptera, Nymphalidae. Gene Ontology annotation, cellular component: endoplasmic reticulum.
CACAGCCUUUGUAGUUCGUAUUGUCAUUGUACAAAACAGCUGAUUAGAGAUUGGUAGCCGAAUGUGCUUGGACAUGGCGAUAUGUUCUCGAAUAUAUUUUAAUGAAAAUUGAAUCAAAACAAAAAUGGAUGUGGUCGGCCUCCUGAAUAACAUCCAUGAUAAAACGGACAUGUUUGCUGUUAAAACAUGGACCUCCGAGUGGACGAACAGUUUUCAAGAUAAUCAAUUGCUGUGGUCGUUUUGUGGUUGCGUGAUAGUGUCGCUUCUCGUGGUAUUCUUCUAUUAUUACAAACGAUGUCGUUCAAAAGAGUUACUAGGAUGUGCGGGAACAGCAGCGACCGGAGAGCCGGCGAAACGAUUUCGAAAACGCGACAAAAUGCUCUUCUACGGGCGGCGAAUGUUGAGAAAAGUCAAAUCUAUAUCGAACUCUGGACAAGGUCGGAAACGACGCGCCGUCAUGAGGUUCGCGAGGAAACUGUUACAGCUCAAGAAGGAGUCGGCCCCUGAACAACUCAAGGUAUUAGAACCUCCAGCGGAAUAUCUAGAAGAAGAUUUGACAAGUGACGAUCGAGUACCGCCCGACGCGCUCUAUAUGCUACACAGUAUUCGAGUAUUUGGACACUUCGAGAAACCAGUCUUCCUAAUGCUCUGCAAACAUACUGAAAUACUUAAUCUGCCGGCUGGAUCAUUUCUGUUUAAAGUUGGCGAUACCGACGAAAACGUUUACGUCGUGCAAACGGGACGCGUUAACGUUUACAUAACGAAUCACGACGGCACCAGCCUCUCGCUGAAGAUUGUACGCGCCGGGGAGAGUGUGACUUCGCUGCUCAGCUUCACCGACGUCUUGACGGGUCAUUCUCAACCAUACAAAACUGUCAAUGCAAAAGCGUUAGAGGACUCGCAGGUGAUAAAGUUACCGAUGAGAGCUUUCCAGGAGGUCUUCAAAGAGUAUCCAGAUAUAUUCGUCAGAGUUAUACAGAUAAUCAUGGUGCGUUUACAAAGAGUAACAUUUACCGCGCUCCAUCAAUAUCUCGGGUUAAGUGCUGAACUGGUUAAUCCUGGUCGAGAUAAACGUCGUCCUACGACAAUGCCCUCUCCCGCAAAGACCAGUAAAGUUGUAGACAGUGGCACCACUAUGCACUCCCCUCACCACAGCGAACGAGCCGUUUCAGAACAUUUGCAGGAGGGUCAAGGGUCUUCACCCGUCCACAUUCAGGGCAGGAAGCCGAGACCGGACAUGGUUCCCGAUAUAACAUCUAACACCCCACAGAACACUCCACAGUUACAGCCCGAUGUCCAGCCAACAUCAUCAUUCCAAAGACCCAGAGAGGGUUCCUCGUUCAAGAAGCAUCAUACAGAUAAUAUGGAUGAACAGGCCUUAAUACAAAUAGCGACUGAAGCCUUCGUCAAGGAGCUGGGUCUAGAUAACGAUCAAAUACUCAAAGGAAAUGUCCAAGUAAGGGACCUGCCCGCCGGUACAUAUAUCAUGAAGGAAGAGAGCCAUAAGCUCUAUUACAGUGUGAAGGGUGAACCGGAAAUAGUUCAGGACGUGGCGCUCGUGUAUCUGCUAUCGGGUGCUUUGCUCGUAUCUCAGAAAGUCGCGGAGGGAGAGGGUGAAGUACAUAUGUUCACUGCGUAUCCGGGCGAAGUCGAAGGCGGUCUUGCAGUAUUGACUGGGGAGCCCAGCUUUUUCUCCAUCCGAGCGAAACAUUUCUCUCGUAUCGGUCUUCUGUCCAAGACUACGGUGUACAGCAUCAUGAGGGAGCGACCGUCGGUGGUGUUGCAUAUCGCGAACACAGUCGUGCGUCGUCUCUCGCCCUUUGUGAGACAAGUGGACUUCGCUUUGGAUUGGGUAUUCCUGGAAUCAGGACGAGCGGUGUACCGUCAAGACGAGGAGUCGGGGUCCACGUUCAUAGUGCUUAGCGGACGAUUGCGUUCCGUGAUAACUCAUCCCAACGGCAAAAAGGAACUUGUUGGUGAAUACGGCAAGGGAGAUUUAGUGGGCAUUGUUGAAAUGGUGACACAAACUCGUCGCAGUACAACAGUGAUGGCUGUCCGUGAUUCCGAACUAGCGAAGCUUCCAGAAGGUCUUUUCAACGCGAUUAAGCUGAGAUUCCCGGUGGUCGUCACGAGGCUCAUAAACUUGCUGGGACAUAGAAUCCUAGGCUCGUGGCAGAAGCCGACGGCGGGGCUGGGCGGCGCGGCGGCGAUGGAGUCGCGCGCGUCGCAGCACAACUUCUCCACCGUCGCCGUCGUGCCCGUCAGCGACGACGUGCCGCUCACCGCCUUCACCUACGAACUCUACCACUCGCUGUGCGCCAUAGGACCAACCGUACGUCUCACGUCGGACGUGAUAAGGAAACUCUUGGGUCUCACUAUAAUGGACCCCAACAACGAAUACCGUCUCAGUUCCUGGCUCGCUCAGCAGGAGGACAAACAUAAGGUGGCAUUGUAUCAGUGCGACCCGAGCCUCACGCAGUGGACCCAGCGUUGCAUUCGUCAAGCUGACUGCAUUUUGAUCGUCGCUUUGGGAGAUAAGCAGCCAAGCAUCGGAAAAAUCGAAAAAGAAAUCGAACGUCUAGCGAUUCGAACCCAGAAGGAGCUGGUGCUGCUGCACCGCGAGGGCGGCCCCAACCCCUCGGGCACCGUGCACUGGCUCAACAUGCGCACGUGGGUCAGCCAGCACCACCACGUGCGCUGUCCGCACCGCAUGUUCACCAGGAAGAGCCAGUAUCGGAUUAGCGAGCUGUACAGCAAGGUGCUGAUGUCGGAGGCCAGCGUGCACUCGGACUUCUCUCGGCUGGCGCGCUGGCUCACCGGCACCGCCGUGGGGCUCGUGCUCGGCGGGGGCGGCGCGCGCGGGGCCGCGCACGUCGGCAUGAUACGCGCCAUACAGGAAGCUGGCAUUCCUAUCGAUAUGGUGGGUGGAGUGAGCAUCGGAGCAUUCAUGGGAGCGCUGUGGUGUAUGGAACGUAAUAUCACAACUGUUACGCAGAAGGCUAGAGAAUGGUCGAAAAAAAUGACGCAAUGGGGUAAACAGCUCCUUGACCUUACGUAUCCCGCCACAUCCAUGUUCUCCGGGAAACAGUUCAACGCUACCAUUAAAACUACAUACGGCGAGGUCCACAUUGAGGAUCUGUGGUUACCGUACUUCACCGUGACCACUGACAUCAGUUCUAGCUGUAUGAGAGUCCAUCGGCACGGUUCUCUAUGGCGUUACAUUCGCGCUUCGAUGUCGCUGAGUGGGUACAUGCCCCCUCUCUGCGACCCAGUAGACGGCCACCUCCUAUUGGACGGCGGUUACGUCAACAACCUCCCAGCGGAUGUAAUGAGAUCUCUUGGUGCCAAACACAUCCUAGCUAUUGAUGUGGGUUCCCAAGACGAUACCGAUCUCACAAACUAUGGAGACGACCUGUCGGGCUGGUGGUUACUUUGGAAACGAUGGAAUCCAUUCACGACACCCGUUAAAGUUCCGAAUCUUCCCGACAUUCAGAGUAGACUCGCCUAUGUAUCUUGCAAUCGGCAGCUCGAGGAAGUGAAGAAAUCCGAUUACUGCGAAUACAUCCGGCCGCCGAUCGACGCGUACAAGACGCUCCAGUUCGGGUCGUUCGAUGAAAUCCGCGAGGUGGGCUACCGACACGGCUCCGCCUACUUCGAGGGGCAGCGGCGCGGGGGCGGCGGGGGCGUCAGCGGGGCCGCCGCCGAGGGCCGGCGCCACGACGCGCCGCCCGCGCUCACCGACUACACGUUCACGGACCUGGCGCAGAUGGUGUGCUCGGUGCGCACGGCGCGAGACGUCGACAACGAGUCGUCGUCGUCGUCCGACUACGACGACCAGCGACACUUCGAGGGGUACGCGUCCGAGCCCAGCGGGGGGCUCCUCGAGAUGUCGUCAAGCGUAGAGGACGGCGGUGCGUGGAUCAGCGACACGGAACUGGAGGGUUUGCGCACUCGUCGUGUAGGCGGAUCCCUCUCGCUAUCAGAGGACGAAAUGGACUCCGAAGCAGAGAUGUACGACCCCCUCAACAAACGUGGGGGAGGUAGAUGAGACCCGACCUUGCACGAUCUGUGCAAGGCGCUCUACAAAUACGUGCAAGAUGAGAAAGAGAGCGUUGAAUAGCUUUUUCGCUCGGCUGGAACUUUUAUAGUGACUAGUGUGUAUGAAUGACAUUUUACUGAAUGAAUAGUAUUGUACGACCUCUAUAAUGGAGCGUUCCCAUGGAAAUAGUUGGCAAUUUUUGUGUUUGUAACCAUUGUAAGUCUUCCGGAAGUCGGUAACAAUAAUAUAAAAUUACAAAUUAUUAAUUGUUUAUUGACAACUAAAUUACAGAAACGUAUGUCGUGAAUAAGUGUUAACAAAUCAAAGGUUGCCAAAUUUCCAUUGAUUAAAUGCAGCGCAAGGCGAGACAAACACGUGCAUAGCGUGAAAGAGAGAGCUGACUGGCUGUCUCGAAUGCGCGAUAUUAAAUGCAAUGAUAUUAAAUUGAUACUGACAAAACAAUGUAUCUUAAUUGGAUAAAGUUGAUGGUGAUCAUUAUUUAAAUUUAAAUAACUAAUUAUUCAAUUAGUUAUUUAAAUUAUAUGUAUUAUAAUUGGAGUAUUACGUAUGGAUUAUAAAGUUAAACCCUACGAAGGCAAGUUGUAUGUAGAAUAUUAAGUUCUUGGUUUGUAAAUUGAAAAAUAAAAAUAGUGGAUUUUUUUUGUAAUGGAAAGAAUUCCGGGAUAGAAAUAAAGACAUUUAUUUUUUUAUUUUAUUCCGUUUUCAUACACUUGUCUUCCAAAUUUCGCUUCAAACGUGAUUUUUGUAUGUAACCAAAAAUUCAAAGUAUUCGCUUACAUUUAAAACCAAUCGGGAAAGCCCACGACUGUGCAUAGUGUUUAAGGUUUAUAUUUAAAAAAAAAAAGUUAUUGAUGAUGUGUAGCCAAUUGGUGCACUUCAUAGUUGGCGAUUUCUGUGUUUCCAACACUGUUUCCAUUUUAUUGCGACAUAUCAAGUUGAUAACAUUUGUUAGCAAUAAAUUGCUAAAUUCACUUUUCAUAGAUAUUUAAUCUUAUAGAAAUUUAAAAUUGGACACAUGCAUUUUGAUAUUCUAUCGUAAUUAUCCUGUUAAACUAUAAUUAGUAAUAUUUUGUUAAACAUUUAAACGAUACACAAAUUAUAGUAAAUAUUAAAUAUAGUCUACACAUAAAACGCACAAGUAAAUAGAUUUAACACGCAGCAUCUCAACGCUUGUCUACAUAAGUCUUUCCAUACCUUUGUCAUACAUUAUAACUAAGAAUAUAUUUACUGAAGACUUUAGUGUAUGUGAGUUUGUCAUUUAGGAAGUCCUUAGAUACACAAACACUCAAAAAUAGCACGCUAAUAUCAAUAAAAUUAUUUCUCACUUAUAUUUGCAGCGGGUGUUUAGUUAAAUGCCGAUGUCUCUCUCUGUUAUCACCAAUUUGACAGACAAAAGAAGAAGACAGCAUUGUUUAACUAGUCACCCCCCAAACGUUAGGUAAAUACUUAGGUCAAAAGUAAUUUUGACUGGAAGGAAGGUUUGACUGUAACAGAAAAAAAAAAUUUGGAAUAUAUUAUAACCGUAAUUAAUGAAAUUAAAAUAUUCCAAAGAAUAUCUGUGAUUAGUUUCAAAGUUAAUCCGCUGUGAGUAGCUUUCAUUAUUCUAUUAAGUAUGUGUAACUUCGGUUAGUGUAAUAGUUAAUGUAUUACGCCAAAUUCGAUUAAUAUUUGAAAGUUGUUUGUUAAUAAAUGCAGCGUGGAAGUAUCCAAUUAUAUUCAUUAUUAGAUGGCAAUUUUCCAAAUAUCCUUAUAAUGAAAAAUAAUGACGUAAUUAGAUUCAAUAAGGUUACAACACAUUUAUGUCGUCGAACAUCGUCCAUAUUUUGGAUUGGAGUAAAAUUUACUGUAAUGUUCGAUGUUCAUGUAUCUUAAAUAAUCAAUCAUUAUUAUAAUUUAUCAAAUAGACAUCAUUUAGUACGUAGUGCCAUAUAUUAACGAUAGCAGCUUCUUCCUACCUUGUGUUUCAAACGAUGAUAUCGUACGCCGUAUUAUGUACUUAGUACGAAUUAACUUUAUAAGGCUUAAUAUAUGGAAUAUGAUUAGAUAAAUAUCUAAUAUCUGAUUGUUAGACCAGUUGUAUUAAUGUAAAAUCUUAAAGAUUCCUAGUAUAGUUAUGUACAACUUAAUAUUUGUAUGUAUGGGUAAAAUUUUGUAUGGAAAUUACCGAACGAAUAUCCGUAAGAUCGCCAACGAAGGCACAAAAAUGUAGCGAUUUAAAUACCAAAUGUAAUUCAAUGUAUUAUUUCAAUAAAUGCUCAAACAAUUUGA